GAUCAGCGUCCAUCCACCUCAUGCAGAAGACCUGCCAAACGCUCUCGCAGAGAAACAUAUGUGAAGGGUUCAUUGCUGGGAAGAGGUGGAUUCGGCUCUGUGUUUGCUGGGACACGCAGGUCUGAUGGACUGCCAGAAGGACAUGGCCGGCUGCCGCUGGAGGUGGCAUUGAUGACUCUGGUGAAUUCAGCUCCUGCCUGCCCCAAUGUCCUGCAGCUCGUGGAGUGGUUUGACAGUCCCGCUCAAUACAUCAUGAUCCUGGAGCGUCCGGUUCCUUGCCAAGAUCUCCAGAGUUUCUGUGAGGAGAUCGGCUACCUGGAUGAGAGCCUGGCCAAGAAAGUGCUGCAGCAGCUCAUCAGCGCGUUGAAACACUGCGAAAGCCGCGGAGUCCUGCACCGGGACGUCAAGCCCCAGAACCUGCUGAUUUCCACGGACUCACAUGAAGUCAAGCUGCUGGACUUUGGCUGUGGAGACCUAGUAAAGGACUCGGCCUACAGAUGGUUUUCAGGCACUCUUCAGUACGCCCCUCCUGAAUGGUUCGGUCAGCGUCGCUAUCAUGCAGGACCGGCUACUGUUUGGUCAGUCGGGGUGACUCUCUAUAAAAUCCUGUGCGGGUGGUUGCCCUUCAGAGUCACACGGAGAGUCACCUCCAAAAGCAUACUGCGCUUCCCUCGAAAGCUGUCUACAGGCAAGAGACACAAAUCCUGUGACGUUUGUUGUUUUGUGUUGCUGAACACAAGUGCUGUGUUGUGUGUAACAGAGUGCCGUCAGUUGAUCAGCUGGUGUCUCAGUGCAGAGGCGGCAGAUCGGCCCACUUUAGAUGACAUUGAGCUCCACCCCUGGUUAAACUGAACAGGUGGACAAUGACUUUACAGAAAUCACAAUCACUGCAGUCUUUGGUUGGGUUGUAUGGUCAGGAUCAGUCUAGAUAAAUGGCUUGAAUGAUUUGUACUGACACAGAAACUGUAGAGAACAGCUUCCUCUGGGCACCAAAAGAAAAGAGGAGAAGAACAUCAGCUUUCUCUCCUCUUCUUCAGUCUGUGAGGAGCUCUGUGUAGAUGCUGGAGGAGCUGAACAUGCAGCGCCAGCUGAAACCCGAGCUCUGAUGGGAUCAGAUAGAAGCUAAAUAUAAUUGUAUAUAUGUAUAUUAAUUGUGUAAAUAAAUGUUUUGUUUUGUAUUUAAAGUAG
Molecule: messenger RNA, 1188 nt
Organism: Puntigrus tetrazona (Sumatra barb)
Lineage: Eukaryota; Metazoa; Chordata; Actinopteri; Cypriniformes; Cyprinidae
Product: serine/threonine-protein kinase pim-3-like
Exons: 4
Coding region: 172-852 (226 amino acids)
Biological process (GO): negative regulation of apoptotic process; protein autophosphorylation; regulation of mitotic cell cycle
Cellular component (GO): cytoplasm
Molecular function (GO): ATP binding; protein serine/threonine kinase activity
Source: RefSeq, a predicted model, not a curated record